AUGAAGAACCCGCCCCCAUCACCCCCACGAGGGCCGUUGGUGCCUUCACACAUAUCCACCCCUUCAACAGGUGAUCAGCCCCCAAAUGACGAUAAUCACUCCGGUCCUCAAGAUCCACCACGGCGCCGCAAUUCCAGCACCAACACCACGGACCUUUCAACGAGCGAUGCGGUUCCGUCGUCGCUGGAUAUCAUUCGCCACCGCCGCAUGAUAAACAAACGUCGGUGGCUCGCAAAACAAGCCGCUCGCACACAACGACUUAGCAGCGAAGUGGCGGCAUUGGAAGUCGAUAUCGUAAAUCUCGAAUAA
Messenger RNA from Aphanomyces astaci, 309 nucleotides. RefSeq lists its product as hypothetical. The record is from RefSeq and is a predicted model, not a curated record. The transcript has a single exon. The coding region runs from base 1 to 309 and encodes 102 amino acids. NCBI's taxonomy places the organism in Eukaryota, Oomycota, Saprolegniomycetes, Saprolegniales, Verrucalvaceae.